UUUCGUGCAUCCACACCAUCAGGAUGCCUGCGCAAAUUUAGCAAUCUGGCACCGAAUGGGGGCAUUUUACAACUCAUCCCUCUUUCGUUUUCUUAAAAGUCCGUUUCUAGUCCUCAAGGGUGUCGGGUAUGUUCUCUCUCGAAAGUACAGAAAUACUUUUGGCCGGGAGACGACUUGGCGCAUCCGCUCGGCCUCCCAGGAGAGCACCCUUCACCUUCACUGCAGUCAGUUCAGCAAACUGCCGCCUCAAAUGCUGCCAAAGCGCCACAUGAAAGACAGGAGAAACAUAAACACCAAGCACAUCCCUCUCCAAUGGAGGAGAUGAAUGUGUGCCGGUGUGCACGCCUAUACUGUGACCUGUGCGAUCAUGACAUCUGAGGUAUAAGCCUACUACCCUUAGACACCCCCCCAACCCAUCCGCAGCAACCUCAAGCUGUUCUCCACCUGCUCCACAACAUGAGCCGGCCCUGCGGUCCCUGCACCAGGUUGAAACUAUUGGGGACAGGGCACUGAAGCCGCCACUGCUUGAUAUGUGCCGAUUAUUUAGGAGCAGAAGGCAUCGCCCUGGGAAAAACCCAGACCAAAACGAGCUCCUUUCUUUGCACGGCUCCGUUUGUUGUCCCUCGCGGCUGUCUCUGUGUGGAAAGGGCGGCCUUUUUCCCGCGACCGAGAGAGGCUUCCUCUCUUUUCCAAGUGCCUCAGGCAGUUACAACAGGCGGCAAAAGCGCAACAUAUAUAAUCUAGGAUGGGAGAAACGUCGCCCACCCUGGGCGCACUGGAGACGAGACGCGCCAAUACAGACACCACACCGGUGGAAGGCGCUAUCGGCGUGGGACAGGCCGCGGCCCUCCUACAGCGGGCGGGAUUUGCUUUGCAAAUACAGUGCUAUCAGUGUGAGGAAUUUCAGCUAAAUAAUGAUUGCUCGUCCCCAGAGUUCAUAGUGAAUUGCACUGUGAAUGUCCAAGAUAUGUGUCAAAAGGAAGUCAUGGAACAAAGUACAGGGAUCCUGUAUCGCAAGUCCUGCGCAUCCUCUGCAGCUUGCCUCAUGACCUCUGCCGGAUACCAGACUUUCUGUACUCCAGGGAAGAUAAACUCUGUUUGUAUAAGCUGCUGCAAUACUCCACUCUGCAAUGGGCCCAGGCCAAAGAAGAGAGGAAACUCUGGCACCAUGCCCAGGGCUGGUGUAUUAACAACCAUACUGCUCUCUAGCUUGGCAUUUUUAACACCAGUACACUGCUGAACUCUAAUGGAAGAUUUUUUGUUGUUGUUGGCAUCGUUUUGUCCAGACACAGCUGGUUUCCAUUGUAAUAAUUGCUGUUUGCUUCCAACUGCUAAAAGAAGAGUUUGAUUUGAAAAAUCCUCAGCAACUUCGUUAGCAGCAGAAUAGGUCUAGUUGUCCUGUCAAGCACUUAAAAAAACAAAAAAAAAGCCGUCACCCAUGUAGAACCCAUAUUCAUUUAUGUUAUUGGGAACGUAGUCUAUUGAAACAAAGCACUUAAACUUGAAGGGUGCAACCACAUAGGUUGCAAAAAACCCUUUGUGGUGCUUUUUUAUUUAUUUCAAAAAAAAUAAUCAAAUUUUUAGCAUACUGUAUCAUCCAGCUCUGUUUUUUUUAAUGUGGAUUCACAGUUCGUGUUCACAAAGUCCAUUUUGGUUAGCAGGGCUAGGAUCUGUGCAAGU
Molecule: messenger RNA, 1680 nt
Organism: Podarcis raffonei (Aeolian wall lizard)
Lineage: Eukaryota; Metazoa; Chordata; Lepidosauria; Squamata; Lacertidae
Gene: LYPD1
Product: LY6/PLAUR domain containing 1
Exons: 3
Coding region: 746-1240 (164 amino acids)
Biological process (GO): acetylcholine receptor signaling pathway
Molecular function (GO): acetylcholine receptor inhibitor activity
Source: RefSeq, a predicted model, not a curated record